AUGGCAACAAACCCGCCGCCAAUCCCACAGCUCUCCGAUGCGAUACUGCAGCACUUGAAACGGGAGUUUUCGAAGCAAGACAGUCCACCGGCCAACGGCUUCAACGAUUUCCUCGCCCACCUCACCAGUGCCGAAUCAUCAUCCGCUUCACCUAUAGAAGUCGACACAAGCCUUCCGCUCUCCCAGUACUUUAUCUCCACCAGCCACAAUUCCUACCUGUCGGGAAAUCAGCUUUGGAGCCGGGCGAGCACCGAUGCUUAUCGGGAGAUCCUGCUGCGGCGAUGUCGGUGUAUUGAGAUUGAUGUGUGGGAUGGGGAGGAGUCGUCGCCUGCCCAGUCAGAAGAUGAAGGCAGCGAGGUCGGAAAGUUGGAGCGUGCUAUGAAGAAGGGGUUGGGGAGGUUCCGCUCGAGCUCAUCAGGUACGAAGGGCGCGGAGGGAGCUGACGAUCGAGAGUCUGGAGCGCACGGCGACGAAGUCGAUAAGAUUAAAGGCUUUGUCAGGAAAGGACUGACGCAUUUCCGCUCUGGAUCAAGUGGCCAACCUGAAGGCAAGAAGAAACCUACCGAGGACGCUCGAGUACAAGACGAAGAUCGACGUACUCAGUCUGCAGAACAGAUCGAGCCUCGUGUCCUACAUGGCCAUACGGCAACACGAGAGAUCCCCUUUCGCAGCGUGUGCGAAGUCAUCCGCGACUGUGCUUUCCGCACCACCAACCUACCGCUUAUUGUCAGUCUCGAAGUCCAUUGCAGCUCGGCCCAACAAGAAGUUAUGAUCGAACUCAUGACCGAGUACUGGAAACAGUAUCUAGUCCCACUGCCCGAUGAUGUAUCCGACCAAAUUCCACUACCAUCCUUGGAGAGCUUGAAGAACCGGAUUCUAAUCAAAGUGAAAUACACUCCACCGGAGAAGGCCAAACACAAAGCGAGAGAGACCAGCGCCAGCGAAGUCGAUUCGUCAGAUGACGAAGAGCAACAGGAGCCCGUCAAGAAGGGCAAGAUCAUCGAAGCACUGAGUGCGAUGGGCAUCUACACCCGCUCCUAUCAUUUCAGCAAGUUCACACAACCCGAAGCGCGCAUCCCAACGCACAUCUUCUCGAUGUCAGAGCGGAAGCUGUUGGCUUUACAGCAGGAGGGCUCUGGGGAUCUAUUCAAGCACAACUUGGAAUACAUGGUCCGAGCGUAUCCGAAAGGCCUGAGAGUGCUGUCUUCCAAUCUCGACCCUGCGCCUGUCUGGAGGCAGGGCGUGCAGAUGGUCGCGCUCAAUUGGCAGAGAGCCAAUGCUGCCAUGAUGCUUAAUGAGGCUUUGUUUGAGGGGACAGGUGGCUGGGUUGCGAAGCCGGAGGGGUAUCGGAAGGUGCUGACGGGGCAGCAGCUGGAGGUGAGGCGACGCUCUUUCGACCUUCACAUGCGAAUAUUGGCGGCGCAAGACUUGGACAAAGAGGCGGGGGAUGCGCCGCGGGCCUUCGUCAAGGUGGAGCUUCACGUGGGAAAUGAACGAGCUGAACCGCUGUCCCACGACGACGUGAAGAACAAAGGCGGAGACGUGAAACGUUCGACGGCCGUGCACCACAGCAAGCAUCCCGAUUUCGAGAGCGAAGUCUUGCAGUUUCCCGGUAUCAAGGAUGUUGUUGAGCAGCUGAGCUUCAUUCGCAUCAAGGUCUGUGACGACGACAGGUUCUCCAAAGAUCGCCUCCUCGGGUGGACGUGUUUCAGACUGGAUCGCUUUCCGACUGGGCUGAAAUUACUUCCCCUGCGGGACCAGGAUGCGAGGCCGAAUGGUGCAGUACUACUCGUGGACAGUCAGCUGCGGUGGACAGGGCCCGCCCUCGAUCCUCGCAUUUGGAACGGUCCCAUCCGCAGCAGGCCUGUCCCUGGCAGACGCUGCCCGACAUGCUUGAACAACGGGAAUACCGUUUGGGUCAUUCCCAAGAAGAAGUGCCCCGUGUGCGGGACGGUGGUCAACUGA
Neohortaea acidophila is the source of this 1965-nucleotide messenger RNA. RefSeq names its product PLC-like phosphodiesterase. The record is from RefSeq and is a predicted model, not a curated record. The transcript has 3 exons. Bases 1 to 1965 code for a protein of 654 amino acids. NCBI's taxonomy places the organism in Eukaryota, Fungi, Ascomycota, Dothideomycetes, Mycosphaerellales, Teratosphaeriaceae. Gene Ontology annotation, molecular function: phosphatidylinositol-4,5-bisphosphate phospholipase C activity. Gene Ontology annotation, biological process: lipid metabolic process; phosphatidylinositol-mediated signaling.